Humulus lupulus (European hop) is the source of this 619-nucleotide messenger RNA. RefSeq lists its product as uncharacterized. NCBI's taxonomy places the organism in Eukaryota, Viridiplantae, Streptophyta, Magnoliopsida, Rosales, Cannabaceae. The transcript is spliced from 2 exons. Bases 100 to 465 code for a protein of 121 amino acids. The record is from RefSeq and is a predicted model, not a curated record.
CCUACAUCCACAACUACAUCUCAGCAAAAUUAUCCUUCUGGCUAUUAAGUAAAUACUUCCAAAUCUCCUGGUUUCAUUACUCAUUCCAAACUAAUAUCAAUGUCUUCCAACAAGGCUUUCCUCGCGUUGCUACUGUUGGCACUUGUGGCUGCAACAGCUCAUGCUCGUGUGGACUUUGUGGGGCUUUUUAAUAAUGGUCCUUCUCCCUAUUGUCCUCCUCCUGGACCAACGGUAUGUGGAAGCUGUGAGUGCACCGGGGAAGCUGGGAAUUUGGUGUGCAUUCGUAGUGACUCGAGAAAAGGAAAGUGUCCGUUAAACUGCAGUGGAGGUUGCGCUUGCGAUAGGUCUCUGUGCCCCCGUUGUUGGUGCUCGUAUGAGGUCCAGGCAUGCCCAAAAAUCUGCCCAUCCACUAGCACCACAGCCGAAGCCAAGUUUGAGGAUCUUCUUGCUUUCAAGACAGAUUAAGUUGUAAUCGGUACUGAUGUCGUGUUUCAUCCUUAGUUGUCUUUUCUAUGUAUCCAAUCCAUGCUUACUAUGUUGUUUCAAUCACUUGUGUUGAGGCUUCUACGAAAAUGUGUAAGCUUGUCUUUUAAAUAAAAUGUAGCGUUGCUUUCACCUA